UCGUAUUCGCUCAUUGUUGUGUGUCGCUUUAGAGCAACGUGAUCAGUGGUUUGGAGACGUGAUGACGUCAGACUUCGAGGCACAAGCCGAGAGCGCGUUUAAAGCCGAGUAGGGCGUGAAAGUGUGUGUCGGUGCCGCUCGUUUUCCUUCUAGUUUCUUUUAAUCUAAUCCCCGUUCGACGAAUAAUGUGCAAAUAGCAUCGUGUGCCGCCGUGAAUCAACGUGGGACAAUUAUGUUCGGUGUUCUUUUAACGUGAUUAAUAGUGAAAAAAAGGAAUACCAUGUUCCGCUGCAUACCGAUUUUUAAAGGGUGUAACAGGCAGGUGGAAUACAUUGACAAGCGUCAUUGCUCUCUGCCGUGCGUCCCCGAUGAUAUUUUACGAUAUUCGAGAAGCUUGGAAGAGCUCCUGCUGGACGCGAAUCACAUUCGUGAUCUACCUAAGAAUUUUUUUCGGCUGCAGAAGCUACGAAAGCUAGGCUUGAGUGACAAUGAAAUUCACCGCUUACCACCAGAUAUCCAGAACUUCGAAAAUCUCGUGGAGUUGGAUGUAUCCAGGAACGAUAUACCAGACAUUCCUGAGAACAUCAAGAAUUUACGGGCACUUCAGGUGGCGGAUUUCAGCAGUAAUCCAAUUCCAAGACUUCCAGCAGGGUUCGUGCAAUUAAGAAACUUAACUGUUUUGGGACUCAAUGAUAUGUCCCUUACGAAUCUACCGCCUGAUUUCGGAAGCUUGGAGGCGUUGCAGUCAUUGGAGUUGAGGGAAAAUUUGCUCAAAUCCUUGCCGGAAUCGCUUUCCCAACUUUAUAAAUUGGAGCGGCUGGAUCUUGGUGACAAUGACAUUGAAGUUUUACCAGCACAUAUAGGAAAAUUACCAGCAUUACAAGAAUUAUGGCUAGAUCAUAAUCAAUUGCAACAUUUACCACCGGAAAUCGGAGAAUUGAAAACGUUAGCAUGCCUGGAUGUAUCUGAAAACCGUCUGGAAGAUCUUCCGGAAGAAAUAGGAGGGUUAGAAUCUUUAACAGAUUUGCAUUUAUCGCAAAAUGUUAUUGAAAAAUUGCCAGAUGGUCUUGGAGAAUUACAGAAACUUACUAUACUCAAAGUCGAUCAAAAUAGGCUUUCUACUCUAAAUUCAAAUAUAGGCAGGUGUGAGAACUUACAAGAAUUAAUUCUUACGGAAAAUUUUCUCCUCGAACUGCCUGUAACUAUAGGAAAACUUCAUAAUCUAAACAAUUUAAAUGUAGAUAGAAACAGUUUGCAGUCGCUUCCUACGGAAAUCGGAAAUUUAAAACAAUUGGGUGUACUAUCUUUAAGAGAUAACAAACUGCAGUAUCUUCCUAUCGAAGUUGGACAAUGUACAGCUCUUCAUGUGUUGGAUGUCUCAGGCAAUAGAUUACAGUACUUGCCAUAUUCCUUGAUCAAUUUGAACUUAAAGGCAGUAUGGUUAAGUAAGAAUCAAGCACAACCAAUGCUUACUUUUCAGACAGACGUUGAUGAGGAAACAGGGCAAGAAGUAUUAAUUUGUUUUCUUUUGCCACAAUUGGAAAUCCAUCCAGAUGAUUCAGGAAGAAUUGGUAUGCUUGGUGGUAUGAGAAAUGUUGUUCAAGAUGGCGAAAUACGUGAACUUGGUAGUAGCGAUGAUGAAGGCUGGCAAGAAAAAGAAGCGUCGCGAACGCAUUCCGUGAAAUUUACGGAUGAACCUCCGGAAACUGAUAAGGAGACACCAUUCGUACGACAAAAUACCCCUCAUCCAAAAGAAUUAAAAGCAAAAGCUCAUAAAUUAUUUAGUAAAGGAAAAAAUGACAGCCGAUCAGCAUCUACAGAUGAGCAGGAUGUUUCUCAAACAUUUGGUUUGGAUAAAACUGAGACUGAUAUUUCAACAAAGUCCAAUGAUUUGACUACCGAGACUAUAGAGCAAGAAUCGUUACAACCUGAAUCUAUAGAAAAUGCACAAAAAGAAACCAUACCUGGUAUAGUGGCUGAUAAUGCAGAUUUUCAGUCCAGCAAUGAACCAGAAAUAGUUUCUAAUCAAUAUAUUACAGAAUCUAAUGCUGAUGUGAGGACUGAAGGUUCAAUAUCUGAAUCAAAGGAUAUAAAUGACAAAGAUGAGGAAGAAUCUGAAAAUGAAGAAACACAAAGACAUGUCGAAUUUUCUAUCGUAGACGGUACUGAUUAUGAUGGUAGUGGUGAUUCAAAUAGACCAAAUAGACUCCAUCGUAGAGAUACUCCACAUCACUUGAAAAAUAAACGAAUCCACACAGCAAUAGAUAAAGAAAAGGUAGCUUCCAUUAUUGCACAGGCACUUACGAAGAAAAAUGACGAAAUCUCCACAUCCACGUCAGCACCUGCAGAACCCACAGAAAAUUUUGACGCUCAAAGUCAAGGUGCGAUUUCUGAUGCUGAGCCGACGAUAGAAGUACGAGAGGAACAAUACGAAAUUCAUAUCGAAAGAACAACAGGUGGUCUUGGUUUAUCAAUAGCUGGUGGAAUUGGUUCAACCCCUUUUAAGGGUGACGAUGAAGGCAUUUUUAUUUCCAGAGUCACGGAAGGUGGACCUGCAGACUUAGCAGGUUUAAAAGUGGAAGAUAAAGUAUUGUCUGUAAAUGGUGUUUCAGUAGUAAACGUAGGUCAUUAUGAUGCUGUAGAAGUUUUGAAAGCUUGUGGACGUGUCCUUGUGUUAGUGGUUCAAAGAGAAGUUACGAGGAUAGUGCCACCAUAUGAACAGGUAUCGUCGAGAAAAGACUCAGCGUGCUCUAGUUUAAGUACCAGUAGAGCUCCAAGUGCGACGUCUCAUGUUUCAUCUACAGGUUUACCGCAUAAUUUAGAAAAUGGUGAUGCUUUACCUCAUGAUGCUAUUAAGUCUAAGAAAAUUCCUGAACCUAUAUCAUCAACAAAGGCGGGCAAUGAACCAAUGGUAUCUGUUCUUGUUCACACGACAUUAAUACGGGACCAAAAUGGACUUGGAUUUAGUAUUGCCGGUGGGGAGGGUUCUCCACCAUUCAAAGACAAUAGCGAUGCGAUAUAUAUUUCAAGAAUAACCGAUGGUGGUGUGGCACAAAAAGAUGGUAAAUUAUUAGUUGGAGACAAAGUAAUAUCUAUUAAUGGAGUUGAAAUGAGAGGAGCCAAACAUGAGCAAGCAGUUGCUUUAUUAACAGGUUUGGAAAGAUUCGUUCGAUUAGUGGUCGAACGUGAAAUUCCACUUUCGCAAGCAAAUGUAGCCACAGUUGUAACACCUUCAGAAAAAUCACCACGAGUGAUCGGUGCACCUAGACCAUAUACAGGAUUAUAUAACGCCAAUAGUUAUAUAGCAAAUAGACCGGGUUACACCGGAUAUCGACGUUCUAUCGAUGCUGAUAGGACUCUAUCGCCAAGUCCUACUUCGAAAACGCCUCCGCCUAUGAAAAUUGAAACUACUGAGCUACCGAAAAUGAAUGGUGUUACAGAAUCAGGAAAUAUUAAGAACGUUUCUUCGAUAUCACCAAGUCCGACAAAUAGCCAACCACAUCCACAACCUGCCCCCAGGCAUAGCAUUUCGCAACCUACAAUUACACCCACAACAACUACAAGCUCAACGCCCACAUCUUCUACAGAACCUAGGUCAACCUCACCCCAGGAAGACAUACAGGUACCGAAGCCUAUCACCAACGAAGAAUUUCAGGCCAUGAUACCUGCUCAUUUCCUUCGUCCCCCUACUUCCUCACCAUCACCAGAUUCCCAUCAAGGCCCUAUCGUGACAGUGACAAUAAAGCAGCCUGAUAAUCUACCUGGAGACGUCAAUUUUCCUCCGGCUCCUACCACACUUGGUAAAGUUACUGAGACCAUCACAAAGAGCACUCUCACCGAGACCGUCGUAACUAGGGUGACUGAAAAUCAAUUGGUACCACCAGUAAUUAUUGAGGACGUAAUUCUUGUAAAAGAAGGAUCCCUAGGAUUCAGUAUUAUUGGCGGUACAGAUCAUUCGUGUACUCCAUUUGGUGCAAAAGAGCCUGGAAUUUUUAUAUCUCACGUUGUGCCUGGUGGUAUAGCUGCAAAAUCUGGUAAAUUGAGAAUGGGUGAUAGGAUACUAAAGGUAAAUGGUACUGAUGUAACAAAAGCCACUCAUCAAGAGGCUGUGAUGGAACUUUUGCGACCAGGCGAUCAAAUAGUGCUUACUGUCCAACAUGAUCCACUACCAGAAAAUUAUCAGCUGGUCGAAAUAGAGUACAUCCCUGUGACAGAAUUAGUUAUUACAAAAGAACCAGGCGAAAAAUUGGGCAUGCACAUUAAAGGAGGACUUCGAGGACAAAAAGGAAAUCCUCUUGAUCAUACAGAUGAAGGGGUGUUUAUAUCCAAAAUCAAUUCAGGUGGUGCAGCUAAAAGAGAUGGAAGACUGAAGGUUGGAAUGAGACUACUAGAAGUCAAUGGGACGUCGCUGUUAGGUGCGACUCAUCAAGAAGCAGUAAAUAUAUUACGGUGUUCAGGAAACACAAUUACGUUAGUAGUUUGUAAAGGAUAUGAUAAAAGUGAAAUUGAACCAGUAUUGCCAUUAUCCGAUGGUAGAGAUUCUAAAGAAUCUAGGACAUCCAAGGAAUUGAAGGAUCCUGCAACAGAGGGUACUAAAUCAUUAUCGCAAAGUAUAUCUAGUUUGGAUCGCGAUGAUGAAGAAGCAGCAACUCUCAGACAAGAGCAGGAAAUGAAAGCUGAGCUUGUAGCAUGGGAGCAAGAAGAAAGAGAACGUGCUUUGCUUGAACAUAGAGAAAAAUCUACCCCUGAAAAAGUAUUAGAUGUAGUAAGAGCAGCUGAAUCAUUAGUAAGCAAAUCAAGUAGUCCGGUUGACAUGGUUGUACCACCAAAGUCACCAGGUGGUACAAAAGAUCUCAAAACAACCACUAUUGUGAUGAGCAAACACACUUUAGCACCUCAAAAUACAAAUUCACUGAGCAAAGAGAGAGAUGGAACUUCAGUGGACAGUCCAUCGCCCCAAUCUCCGGUCUCUACUCUUACUUCAUCAAUGAAUUUUGAUCACACUACUGCUGUCCAAAGCUUGCCCUCUCCAAAGAAAAAAAAUUCCAUACCGAAACGUAGUAUUACAUUUGCUGAUCUUCCUCCCAGUUCUAGAAAAGAACCAAUUAAUUAUCCAACUUCAACAAAUGAAUAUCCUUCAUCUUUGCAUGAUAAUAGAUAUAUUUCUGAUCCUCAAAUUACUUCUUAUAAGAAAGUCUAUCAAAAUCCUAUCCAAACUACUCAGUACUCAUCUCGUUCCAAACUUCCUCCUACACCUUUGACUGCUCCUCCAUACAUGGGAGAUUAUGGCACUUCAGUCACUUUUGAUAAACGACAGAACGCACGCUCUGUUGGUGGGAGUAAUCAGGUUGAGCUUUCACCAACACCAUCACCAACACCACCUUUAGUGAAGAUGUCAGUUAGCGAUAAAAAGAAAUUGUUUGAAAGUGCCAUGGAGGAACAUUUGAAACCUUCCCCUAAGCCAGAAAAAGUAUUCAGUUUUCUAAGUCAAGAUGAAGUUGAAAAAAUGAAACAAGAAGAAGAAAAAAAGAUAGCUACUCUAACGCGGGAUGAAUUAAAAUCAUGGGCUCAACUCGAUGAAAACGAAGGCUUGGAAGAUUUAGAAGAAACAUUAGAAGAUCAGGAUAACCGGCGACCUAAUAGCCGACUGAGUUCGCGAAGUUCGAUCCCCCUUCUGCAGAAUCUUCCAAGCAGUGUAAGGACAGCAAAAGCAGAACGUCGCUUGAAAGAGAGACUGAUACAGGAGGGUAUAAUUUCUGAUGAAGAUGAAGAAAGUCAUUUGAGUCCUGCUGAACAAAGAGCACUAAGAGCAGAGAAGCGUGCAGCAUGGAGACAAGCACGUUUAAAAUCUCUGGAACAGGAUGCUAUUCAAGCACAGAUGGUAAUUAAGAAAAUGAGUGAAAUGAUGGAUACUACAAAUAAGGCAGAUCCUAUGCAGGAUUCUACAGAUGCUGUUACUGCUGUUUCUGAAAUAGAAAAGACAGCCGAUUUCACUACGUUACGGCCGUCUAGUGCAGAUUUUCCCAAACUUGCUGUACGCAGCAAGGUGGGUCCCCCUAAAGAGAUACGCGAAUCCGAGAAAGUAGUGGACGAGAAGGUCACUCGACGUACCGAGGAAUACGUGGAUGAGGUGACGGGUGAACGGCGUGUCCGUACAGUUGAAUACGUCGAGAAGCUCAUUGAGCGACAGGUUGAAACUCUACGAGAAAAAAUUAUAUCAUUGGAACUAAGUAAUGCAGAAGAUGAAUUAGAAAGUAUUAUCGGAACAGGAGCCAGCGACGCUGAAAGCGAAAGUGAAGAGAUUACUGGACAACCUUCUAAUGUGAAUACCAUGCAAGAGAAAACUGAAACAAUUAUACCUACAAGUGCCACUGAAGAUGCCGCUCCUAAAAUAAGUGCAAAUACUAUUCUAGUUUCAAAGAAAAAGAAACGAAAACGUUCGAAAAAAGGUCGUCAUUGACCUCAGAUAGAAAUGUUGGUGCAAAAUGGAGAAAGACAUAUGGAAGAACGAUUGUGAAAUAUUUUCUUUUUUUUAUUAUAUCAUUGUGAAAGUGUGUUCUAAUAAUGCAUACUUUGCAUUACAUCAAUCUACUUCAUGCAUUUCAGAAUUCAAAUCCUUACUAUAUUGGUGCAUAUAAUAUUUAAAAGAUUCCUCAUUGCGCGCUGCUUUUUUUUGAAGCACACAUAUGUAUACAUAAUACGUAAAAUAUAAUUUCAUAUUCACUAUUUAACGUAACUGAUUAGAUAUAUUCAGAAUUAUGUUUAUUUCUUUCAUAGAUCGUGCUAUGUUUCUGAUAUUAACAUAGUGACAUAAUGCAUGUGUGAUUAGUAUUAUCGCAUCAUAUUUUUAUCUGGAUUGGUGCAACAUAGUAAUUGUAAUUAGCGCAAUCGAUUUCCUUAUUUCUUUAUACAUCAUAGAAUUUGUAUUUUAUACUUGUUUCAUAAGAUUUGUCUCCUGCGUAAUACCGAUAAAAAAUAUUUCAAUGGUGAAAAAAUUAGAAUAUAAUAUCAAAGUAGUAUUUUUAUAGUCAGUACUAUGAUCAUAUAUCCUAUGAAAUAUAUUUAUUGAGAUCAGUUUAUACAAAAAAUUCAUGUGAUUCAAUAUUCGUUGUUCUAUAUAAAAUGAUACACAUUCCUUUUUGCAAUUUUUAUUUUGUUUCGUAGUUUAAAUAAUAUAUUUUACUAUAAUCAAUUCCUCAAUUUAAAUAGGAACACAGGAGCAGUAUUUUUGGUCACUGAAACGAACAAUAUACAAAUGAAAAGAUUUUAAUCAAAUCGUAAUAAAUAAUUGGUUUCCAGACAUAUGUAAAAUAUGUUAUUAGUUAGCUUAAAAAUGAAAAAUAACGUAAACUACAGCUAUUUGUUGUGGUUUGUAAAGUAUUUUAUUUAUUUUUCUUUAGUGAUAAGUAUAUUAAUAUAUAUGUUCUGUAAAAUUGUUUUAAUAUACUUUAAGAUUCAUUUUAAAAAGCACAUAUAUUUAAUCUCAUUGUUAAAUAUCGACAUAGUUUUUGAUCAUUCAUCAUUAGGAAGAAAUUUAUUUAAAGUUUAUUAUCCAUCCUAAUGUCAAAGUUGCCACUAAAAUGUAAUAAAUACCAAGUAUUAAAUUUUUUAAUUGUUUAAAAUAUAUUAUUACUAUACAUAUUCAUGAUUUCGUUCUUUUAAAAAUUUUGUUGUUUUAAUUUAUUUAUACUAACGAUAACUAUAUUUUAUCGUUGACAUUUUUUAUUUCACAAUAUAUUCAAUAAUUUCAUGAUUAAACAAUGUUCUCGCAUAUUUAAAAGUACACAAAAAGAGUUAGCCAAUAUGUAACAAAUAGAUGUAAAAAUGGCGGAGAUUUGAAGCAAGAUUAAAAUCUUUACUUUAUUAAAAGAAUAAAAUGUCGACUACAAUUGAAGAAGCGGAAUAUAUAAAAUAUACGCUGUUUCUUUAUCGCUGACUAUAACAGUACCUUCUAAUAAACAUGUAUGUGUGAGAUUACAAAAAAUAUAAUUUCUAUAUAAAAACUUCUAUAAUAAUGUUAAAUACUUCGUAAGUAUAUUAUCUGGUAAUAUAAACCAAUAAUAUUUGUAAUCUCGUGUAGUUCAAAAUACUUACCUAUGUUGAAAUUGCAACAUACACAGGUAAAAAAAAUUGAAAAUCAUAAUAGUUUUACUAUUUGUGUUUUAGAUAUAACUUUUUGUAUUCUUCAUAUGUUUGCAAUAGUAAGAUGAUUCACCUUAAAUAUAAAAAUAUCAUUUUAUAUAGAUCAUAUACAUUCUUCAGUGAAACAGACCAUAUUAUUAGUAUUAAGAUCUUUACAAAUUAUACAUAUAAAAUUAAAUAUGUAGCAUAAGUAAACAUUAAUUGAGACAAGUAUACUAUUAACUGCGGUGUAAAGUGCGAUUAAAGGAGCGGGACCAAUUUAUUAAAUUAUUCAUAAGAUUGUAAAAGAAAAAAUAUAUGCAAAACAUCUUUUUUCCAUAUAACUGUUAUAUGUAGUUUAAUGCCUAUUGUCAGCAUUAUAAUUGGUCUUGGCAUAAUCUUCUGGAAUUGUAUGAAAAUUAUAAUGUGCCAAUAUUAACUAUAUCUUUAUAGCGGUUUAAAAUGUAAACACUUUUCAAAUAGGAUUUGGAACCUUUUUAUAAUAUUAGGAGUAGCAUAAUAUAUAGAAAACACUGUAAUAAUUAUAGUGUUAAAUAUCGUAUAAAAUAUUUUGGCAUAAUAAUUACUUUUAACAAAUUAUAAAAUUUUAUUAAAACAGUUCUCUGAAAUUAAAUUCAUAACUAAAUUAAUUAGAAUGUGAAUUUUUUAAAAAUCCCACCAUUCUUUAACACUAUAACAUGUUGACAAAUCAUAUCAUGUUAUGAAAUUGUAUUAUUCUUAAUUAUAAAUGAUAAACUUACAGUUGGAAACUCCUAUUUUAGAAGUACUUUACAUCGACGUUAAAUCCAACAAUAGGCAUAAUUUUUAUGUACUUUUGGAAUCUUUGUAUUUGUCUUUACUUUAAUAAUUAAUUAUAAAAAGGAAUAUUACAUUCUGCCACGUAUAUUUUAUAUUUUGAUAAUACAGUAUAUCUGGUUAUAUUGAAUAAUAAACUGAAGCUGCUAAUUUAUAUAAAUAAUAAAGUUUAAAAAAUGUAUUUUAUACAAUAUGAUAAAAAACGUUUCAUGCAACUAUUACCAUAAUAUUUGUGGUAUUACUAUAUGUUGACAAAUUAAAAAUGUAUUUAUUUAUCUAUGUUUUCUAUUGAACAACAUUUAUACAUCUUACAAUGUUCAACAAAUUUGUAAACGAAAGAUAUAUGUAAGUGCAAAUUAAUUCAAGAAAUAAGAAAAUAAAUAAAGUAUCUUAACGUU
Messenger RNA from Bombus terrestris (buff-tailed bumblebee), 9335 nucleotides. RefSeq names its product protein lap4 (gene scrib). Gene Ontology annotation, molecular function: protein binding. The transcript has 35 exons. Gene Ontology annotation, cellular component: adherens junction; postsynaptic membrane; postsynaptic density. The record is from RefSeq and is a predicted model, not a curated record. The coding region runs from base 281 to 6460 and encodes 2059 amino acids. Gene Ontology annotation, biological process: neurotransmitter receptor transport, endosome to postsynaptic membrane; neurotransmitter receptor transport postsynaptic membrane to endosome. NCBI's taxonomy places the organism in Eukaryota, Metazoa, Arthropoda, Insecta, Hymenoptera, Apidae.